AUGGCCCAUUUAAGUGAAGAAAAAUCGGCCGAGCAAAAAUUAACAACAACUAACAAUGUAGAAUACGAAACUAAGGCAUACAAAAAACGUUGGUACAUUUUGGCUGUGUUUAUUUGGUAUUCGGGAAUUAACGCCUACCAAUGGGUGGAGUAUACUAUUGUUAACGAUUUAGUGGCCAAAUAUUAUGGUGUGUCAUCGAUUGCAGUGGAUUGGACAGCAAUUAUAUUUAUGUUUUUGUAUCCGUUUUUUGUGGUCCCAGCAUCGUAUAUCAUCGACAAAAAGGGUUUAAAAGCGGCAGGACUAAUAGGAUGCAUCGGCACAGCUGUAGGAACGUGGGUGAAAAUAUUUUCGGUUCGAGAAGACUUGUUCUGGGUCGUGAUGAUAGGCCAGGCCAUUGUCUCAGCAUCACAAAUUAUAAUCUUGUGUCUACCACCAAAAAUUGCUGCCGUGUGGUUCAAACCUAACGAGGCGUCCACUGCUUGUGCUCUUGGAGUUUUCGGUACACAGUUGGGCACAGCUGUAGGUUAUAUUUUGACACCUCUAAUUGUGCCAGUAUCAGAUGAUCCUGAAAUUGUUGCAUCAGGAUUGAAAACUAUGUGCUGGUCAUUGUCUGCGUCCAUAAUACCAGCUGUUAUUGCAGUUAUAUUUUAUUUUCCGUCGUAUCCACCCAAAGCCCCCAGUGUAGCACAAGCAAAGGAACGGUUUGAGAAACCCAAGUUUAAUACCAAGUCCUUCUUUAAGUCGAUGAGUGACUUAUUCUAUAACAAGGGUUUCGUUAUACAUAUGGUUGGAUAUUCAAUUAGUAUUGCGGUUUUCUCUGGAAUUGGCACUCUUCUGUCCCAAUUUAUUAUUUUCUAUUUUCCAGAUCAAAGAGAGUUGGCAGGAGCUAUGGGAUUCACGAUUGUUGUUGCGGGUAUGGUCGGGUCUAUUUCUUUUGGAGUAAUCUUGGACAAAACUAAGAAAUAUAAGGAAACUACUUUUGUAAUAUAUUUAUUGUCAGCCUUCAGUGUGAUAGCAUUCAUGUACGCCUUAGAGUUCCAAUCAAAAUAUUUCACAUAUGCAAGUUGUGCGUUUUUAGGUGUAUUUACUAGUGCAUAUUGGUCGGUUGGUUUUGAACUAGCUGUUGAAUUGACCUAUCCAAGUGAGGAGAGUACUACGACUGGUAUUUUAUUUGCCAUGACUCAAUUGGCUGGAUUCUUAACGACAGCGGCCUUGGGCUACUUAAAUCAAUGGUUUGGGCCAUAUUGGUCAUUAGCUAGCCAAGCAGCGCUUUUGUUCAUUGGAACGGUUGUAACAGGUUUUAUUCCCAACGAUCUCAGACGACAAGCGGCCUUUGCUGCUGAGAAGAAGGCAAAGUUUGAACCAAUACCUCUGAUGGAGAAAGUGUGAUAAUAUUGUAUGUAUGUAUAUAUUUGAUACUUUUUGCGUAUUAAAUUUGUUUUAAUAUUAUGA
Molecule: messenger RNA, 1452 nt
Organism: Aethina tumida (small hive beetle)
Lineage: Eukaryota; Metazoa; Arthropoda; Insecta; Coleoptera; Nitidulidae
Exons: 7
Coding region: 1-1389 (462 amino acids)
Biological process (GO): transmembrane transport; heme export
Cellular component (GO): membrane
Molecular function (GO): heme transmembrane transporter activity; heme binding
Source: RefSeq, a predicted model, not a curated record